AUGUCGACGGGUGUCAAUAUUAUGCAAGACACCCUCAGCGGUCAAUCAUUGAAAUCUGCGGCUAAGAGAAAUGUCAAGAGAGCUGGAAAACGUUUGGCGGGUAAAGCUAUGGGAGGUGUGCGCAAGAAAAUGAAGGCAAAAGCGAAACAAAGAGGAGGUGCUCGCUUUCUACUCCCCGUCAGUAAUAUAACCGAUACAGGACCUAUUGAAUUCAACGUCGCUGGAACGGCCGAAGAGUAUGUCGAUCUUUCGCAAACCAUGCUACAAGUUUCUGUCAGAGUAUUGAAAGCAGACAAUACGCCUAUCACCGCCGAUGACCCCGUAGCACCCGUGAAUCUCUUCCUCCCUUCACUUUUUAGUCAGGUGGAUGUCAUGUUGAAUGAAAAACUGGUAUCACAACCCUCCAAUACAUACCCUUAUAGGGCAUUAAUGGAGACGUUACUACACUACAGCAAGGAGACAAAAGACUCGCAGCUUACGCAGCAGCUGUAUUACAAGGAUGAAGCGGGGAAAAUGGAGGUGGUAAAUCCUUUAUUGCAAGGAGAGCAUGGGAAUCAAGGACUCGCAAAAAGACACGGAUUCAUCGCUGAGAGCAGACUUCUUUCUAUGCUGGGACCCAUCUACGCAGACGCGUUCUUUCAAGAAAGAUUAUUAUUACCGGGGGUUGAUUUGAAACUCAAGUUGAAUCGUAGUAAAGACGCAUUUUGUCUUCUUUCUUCAAAAGCAAACGCGGACUACAAAGUAAAGAUCGAAUCUGCUGUCCUCUUCGUUCGCAGAGUCAAGACGAGCCCUUCCAUCAUGAUUACCCAUGCCAAGGCCUUGGAGAAAACAACUGCCAAAUAUCCACUCAACAAAGUGGAUGUACGCUCUUUCUCAAUUCCUACUGGAAACAUGUCCAUCAACCGAGACAACCUAUUUUUAGGACAACUACCGAACCGUAUCAUCAUCGGGUUAACUGACAACGACGCCUACAACGGUAGUUAUGCCAAAAACCCCUACAACUUUAAACAUCUGAAUAUCAACUAUAUAUCAGAGUGA
Molecule: messenger RNA, 1038 nt
Organism: Strongylocentrotus purpuratus (purple sea urchin)
Lineage: Eukaryota; Metazoa; Echinodermata; Echinoidea; Camarodonta; Strongylocentrotidae
Exons: 2
Coding region: 1-1038 (345 amino acids)
Biological process (GO): deoxyribonucleotide biosynthetic process
Cellular component (GO): cytosol
Molecular function (GO): ribonucleoside-diphosphate reductase activity, thioredoxin disulfide as acceptor
Source: RefSeq, a predicted model, not a curated record